Globicephala melas (long-finned pilot whale) is the source of this 1682-nucleotide messenger RNA. It is a transcript of the gene PHKG2, whose product is annotated as phosphorylase kinase catalytic subunit gamma 2. Gene Ontology annotation, cellular component: phosphorylase kinase complex. Gene Ontology annotation, biological process: protein phosphorylation; glycogen biosynthetic process. NCBI's taxonomy places the organism in Eukaryota, Metazoa, Chordata, Mammalia, Artiodactyla, Delphinidae. The record is from RefSeq and is a predicted model, not a curated record. Gene Ontology annotation, molecular function: calmodulin binding; ATP binding; phosphorylase kinase activity.
UUCCGCGCCAGCCUCGGGACUCUCGGCUUCUUAUUGGACUACCAGUUUCCAAUCGGAAGGGUUUUUGAACCUCAGUCUUCGGGUGGCGCUGGCCAUUGGCGGACAGAAUGGGGGCGGGGCCUGAGGUCGUCGCCGGCACUGCCUGUGGAUAAGGCCCCCACCUACUUCAAAAUGACGCUAGACGUGGGGCCGGAGGAUGAGCUGCCCGACUGGGCUGCGGCCAAGGAGUUUUACCAGAAGUACGACCCUAAGGACGUCAUUGGCAGAGGAGUGAGCUCUGUAGUCCGCCGUUGCGUUCAUCGAGUUACUGGCCGGGAGUUUGCGGUGAAGAUCAUGGAGGUGACAGCUGAGCGGCUGAGUCCUGAGCAGCUGGAGGAGGUGCGAGAAGCCACGCGGCGAGAGACACACAUCCUUCGCCAGGUCGCCGGCCACCCCCACAUCAUCACUCUCAUCGAUUCCUACGAGUCUUCUAGCUUCAUGUUCCUGGUGUUUGACCUGAUGCGGAAGGGAGAGCUGUUUGACUAUCUCACAGAGAAGGUGGCCCUCUCAGAAAAGGAAACCAGGUCCAUCAUGAGGUCUCUGCUGGAAGCAGUGAGCUUUCUCCACGCCAACAACAUUGUACACCGAGACCUGAAGCCUGAGAAUAUUCUCCUAGAUGACAAUAUGCAGAUCCGACUGUCAGAUUUUGGGUUCUCCUGCCACUUGGAACCUGACGAGAAGCUUCGAGAGUUGUGUGGGACUCCAGGGUAUCUAGCACCAGAGAUCCUUAAGUGCUCCAUGGAUGAAACCCACCCAGGCUACGGCAAGGAGGUCGAUCUCUGGGCCUGUGGGGUGAUCUUGUUCACACUCCUGGCUGGCUCGCCACCAUUCUGGCACCGACGCCAGAUCCUGAUGUUACGCAUGAUCAUGGAGGGCCAGUACCAGUUUAGUUCACCUGAGUGGGAUGACCGUUCUGACACUGUGAAAGACCUGAUCUCGAGGCUGCUGCAGGUGGAUCCUGAGGAGCGCCUGACAGCUGAGCAAGCCCUACAGCACCCAUUCUUUGAGCGCUGUGAAGGCAGCCAACCCUGGAACCUCAGCCCCCGCCAGCGGUUCCGGGUGGCAGUGUGGACAGUGCUGGCUGCUGGACGGGUGGCCUUAAGCACCCACCGUGUACGGCCGCUGACCAAGAGUGCACUGUUGAGGGACCCUUAUGCGCUGCGGCCAGUGCGGCGCCUCAUUGACAGCUGUGCCUUCCGGCUCUAUGGACACUGGGUGAAGAAGGGUGAGCAGCAGAACCGGGCAGCCCUCUUCCAGCACCGGCCCCCAGGGCCUUUAUCCAUGAUGGGCCCUGAAGAGGAGGGGGACUCAGCUACUAUCACUGAAGAUGAGGCCAUGAUGGUGCUGGGCUAGUACUUCAGCCCUGAGGAAUCCCAGGAAGCAGAACUCUCCAGGAGGAGGAUUUUUAUCAUUCCAGCCCCUCUGGGCUAUGGCCUCAGGCCCCCAUGCCUGGCCAGGCCCGCCACUGAUCAAAGUAUCAUAGAGACCAGCCCUGUACACCUACCCACACUGGCCAGGGCUUUGAGAUCAGAGCUGAAGAGGAAGAGAGCCACCCAGAGUGCCAUGCCUGGCCUUAUCCAUGCUGCCUGUGCCACGUAUGCAAUAAAAUCUGCUACACGCCAGGGAGAGCCAGCGUCCUGUGU